Molecule: messenger RNA, 660 nt
Organism: Ostrea edulis (European flat oyster)
Lineage: Eukaryota; Metazoa; Mollusca; Bivalvia; Ostreida; Ostreidae
Exons: 1
Coding region: 1-660 (219 amino acids)
Source: RefSeq, a predicted model, not a curated record
AUGAACACUUUACAAAUCAGUGUGAUAGCGUUCAGUGUUGCAAAGCCUGUAAAAAACCCAGGGCAUAAUCCAGGAGAUGAAAUGUGUGAGCUCUAUACAGAGGCGGAUCCUAAUAUUAUUCCAUUCAGUGGAAAAGAUGACAUCCUUUCAAAUUUUCACCUUAACGAUAUCAAAGUAUUCGGUGUUGAACACAAAUCAUCGGAGCAUGCAUAUCAGUACGUAAAGGCAGUGCGUUCAGGUGACAUUCCAUGCGCGACGACUAUCCAAACUGCACCCACUGCCUUAGAUGCCAAACAAAUCGGUAACAACAUUUUGGCUUCUCAACAUUUCAUUGAUUCUCAAUACAACAUCAUGAAGGAAAUCGUGGAAGCUAAGCUAGCUCAAGUUCUAGAAUUUUACGAUGCUUUGAAAAGUGCACCCCCAAAAGCCUUGUUCGUGGAAUCCACCUACGACGAUUUCUGGGGAUUGGGGCUUAACAAAACUGGUACGAUGCACACUGACAAAUCUGAUUGGCCUGGUGAAAACACGCUAGGUGAUAUCAUUACCAAGCUUUCCAAAAAGGUCAAGAAAACAAAAAAUGCACCCGAUGCCAGCAAAAUGCGACACAGUCGUAGAAAUCGGUCACAAAAUGAAAUCCUCAAUUCUGGAGAAUCAGAUUAG